UUGAACUGUUGACGUUUUGUCUAAUGUUUAAAUAAUAAUAAUCUUUUUUAAGCCUAUUAUUAAUUUUAUCGAGGUAUUUAACCUUAUCAUUCAGUACGUACCGGGUUGUUGGCGAAUAACAUCAUGUUAAACGUUCAUUAUAGUGUAUCUAAGUGAUAAUUAGUCAUCAUCAACUAAAAAUAAAAAAAUAAACAUGACUGUUGAAGCUAAUCAAGAAGAUCCAAAUGAAAACUCGCUGUUUUGGAAGAAGAUCGGUUCUGCCCUGUUUUACGCAGUAGCUUCUUUCAUGAUAACCGUCGUGAAUAAGACUGUCCUUACCAGUUAUGGAUUUCCAUCGUUUGAAGUUUUGGGCAUCGGACAAAUGGUGGCAACUAUACUAGUUUUGUUUAUUGGAAAAAAACUAAGAAUAGUAUCGUUUCCAAGCUUCGACCUUAACACAGCUAAAAAAAUAUUUCCUCUACCCCUCAUUUACAUUGGAAAUAUGAUUUUUGGACUGGGAGGAACCAAAGAAUUGUCACUACCGAUGUUCACAGCAUUAAGGAGGUUUUCAAUACUUAUGACAAUGAUCCUGGAGCUGUAUGUAUUAGGAGUAAGGCCGAGUUUUAGUGUACAGUUUUGUGUUUACAUGAUGGUCAUCGGAGCCGUCUUAGCAGCAAGUAAUGACUUAGCUUUUAACCUUCAAGGAUAUAUUUUUGUCUUGAUUAAUGACUUUUUUACGGCUAUAAACGGCGUGUAUACUAAAAAGAAGCUGGAUUCUAAGGAUUUAGGCAAAUACGGACUGAUGUUCUACAAUUCUUUGUUCAUGAUCGUUCCGGCAAUAUUUUUAUCGUUUUAUACUGGUGGUUUAGAGCUAGCAUACAACUACAAUCGAUGGGAAGACCCUCUUUUCUUAUUUCAGUUUUUCCUCUCAUGCGUAAUGGGUUUCGUAUUAAUGUAUAGUGUGAUUCUGUGUACUUUAUAUAAUUCAGCAUUGACUACAACCAUUAUAGGUUGUCUAAAGAACAUUUGUGUUACCUAUUUAGGUAUGUUCAUUGGAGGAGACUAUAUAUUUUCGUGGCUCAAUUUUAUAGGAUUAAAUAUUAGUGUAGUGGGAAGUUUGUUGUAUACCUACGUGACAUUUAAGAAGAAGGAACCACCAAAAGGGGGUAAUUAUGCUCCACUGACAAAUGAAAAAUCCAGUGGGAUAGUAUAGUAUAAGGUUUUUUAAACAUACAAGACAAUGGGUGAUAUUUGUUUUAGUUUUUUAGAAAUUUGAGUUAAUGUUACAGUGACUGGAUUAUUAACUGAUAUUGUUUAGUUGAGAUACAGGGUAAGCAAAGAGAUUGUAUAUGAAAUGUGUAAAUGUGCUUUAAGACAGUAUAUUAUAGUUAAAAUUAGUUAAAAGUAUAAAAAAGGAGGUAAUAUUUUUUGUCAAAAGUGACAAAUAUGUGUGCAAUACUGUUUUGUUCAAUUGUGGUGCUAUAAUUUAUAGGAAAUAAAGAUGUUUGAUAAUAUGUA
This is a messenger RNA of Sitophilus oryzae (rice weevil), 1497 nucleotides long. RefSeq names its product UDP-sugar transporter UST74c. The transcript has a single exon. Gene Ontology annotation, cellular component: Golgi apparatus. Gene Ontology annotation, molecular function: antiporter activity; GDP-fucose transmembrane transporter activity. Lineage: Eukaryota; Metazoa; Arthropoda; Insecta; Coleoptera; Curculionidae. The record is from RefSeq and is a predicted model, not a curated record. The coding region runs from base 194 to 1192 and encodes 332 amino acids.